Molecule: messenger RNA, 1314 nt
Organism: Selaginella moellendorffii
Lineage: Eukaryota; Viridiplantae; Streptophyta; Lycopodiopsida; Selaginellales; Selaginellaceae
Product: maspardin
Exons: 8
Coding region: 87-1271 (394 amino acids)
Source: RefSeq, a predicted model, not a curated record
AAACGAGCAGAGAAUAUGCGACGCAUCGCUCUGGGCCUAGGUUUUGGUUUUGAUGCGUGGCGGAGCUGGGAGGUGGAGCGUCUGGAAUGCAGGGCAUGCUGCGCCACGAUCUUCUCGCCGGCACUGAUGUCACAACAGCAGCUCCUGGCGAUUUCCUCCAUUUCAAGGCUCACGUCCCUCUGCGACAUAUCUGGGUGGGAAACAAGCACUGGCGGUACUACCAGUCGGGGCCAAAGCUCUUGCCGCCUUUGGUGUGCCUGGGAGGGACUUCCUCCACUGCCGAGGUCUUCUACAAGAUUAUUCUCUCCCUCUCCGCCAAGGGCUAUCACGUAAUUGCUGCUGAUGCUCCUCCCGUGUGGAGUCACCAGGAAUGGAUCGCUUCGUUCGAGAAGUUUUUGGAUCAAAUUGGUGCACACCAUGUUCACUUGUAUGGUACUUCUCUCGGUGGGUAUUUGUCGCAGCUAUUUGCUCAGCAGCGUCCGAGGAGAGUAAAAUCGCUACUUCUCUCAAAUACGUUCUUGGAAACACACACUUUUGCUUCAGGAACUUCUUGGAAACCAUUGAUAAGUUGGACGCCCGAGUUCAUGCUAAAGCGAUACAUCCUGUCAGGAAUUCAUGAGGGGCCGCAAGAACCUCUCAUUGCCGAUUCAAUAGAUUUCGUGGUCUCCCAGUUCGAGACCCUCUCCCGCGAAGAUCUCGCAUCACGCUUGACGCUCAACACGUCUCCUGCUGCAGUAGGCCAGAUCACACUCCCGGACUCGUGCAUCACCAUCAUGGACACGAAUGACUACUGUGCCAUCCCGCAGUCUCUCAAGGACCAAGUGGCUGCCAGAUAUCCCACCGCCCGAAAAGCCAUGCUAAAGUCCGGUGGAGAUUUCCCCUUCCUCUCUCGAGCAGCCGAAGUUUCACUUCACGUACAGCUCCAUCUGAUGAGAGUUGGAGUGGAAGGCGUUCCCGACGCUCGUCCAAUCCCAUCCCCUGGGAGUGGUGGAAGCGGGGACUCCGCCGGCGACGAUCAAUACCAAGGCCGAAGCCCCGACGGAGACAGAAGCUCUGCCGCGAGAGACGAGCCAUCUUCGAGCAGUCCAGCAGCCACCGACCGGAGCUUCUCUCCAAGCGCCAUGGACUCGUUCAAGCGACUGGGUCUCGCAAAUCACCUCCAGGUCGACUUGCAAGUCUCUCACCUCUUUUCUUUGCUGUGUUUGUUAGCCGCUGUACAAGAAUUUUGGUUUUGUUCGCCACUAGCUACUUGUCCGAGCUUGAAAGUUUGAUCGUUUUCUUUGUUCUUGUAAUUUACAACCAUCUUUUUUUUUC